Molecule: messenger RNA, 2029 nt
Organism: Lasiosphaeria miniovina
Lineage: Eukaryota; Fungi; Ascomycota; Sordariomycetes; Sordariales; Lasiosphaeriaceae
Product: XPA protein C-terminus-domain-containing protein
Exons: 3
Coding region: 429-1643 (404 amino acids)
Biological process (GO): UV-damage excision repair; nucleotide-excision repair involved in interstrand cross-link repair; base-excision repair
Cellular component (GO): nucleotide-excision repair factor 1 complex
Molecular function (GO): damaged DNA binding
Source: RefSeq, a predicted model, not a curated record
UCAUCCAAGAAAAAGAUGCCGCCUUCGCGGAAAGCUAGUAUCGUCUACUCCAAGACGAGGUUUGAUUUCAUCCUAUCCAGGUGUUAGGAGUGACGAGAAGGCUUUACUAUUUUUUUUAGUUCUUCGCGGGUUGACCAACGGCAUUCAAGCGUGCGCGAGUCCGGGUGGUGCGGCGCCAGGCCUUCUGGGGUGCGGAACGAGCACCAACACACCUAGCCCACCAGCGUCAUUGUCAAACCGCUUGGCAGAAGGCGACUUUCAGGCACAUUCUCCAAAAUCUCAACCACCACAUGUUGCCUCUUCCCGGCACUAUUUUACCUAUUGAAUAACAUUUUGCACAUUAGCUCCCAGGUAAAGGACUGUUUAACGGAUCAGUGCAAUUAUACUACUCUGUGGCUACAGUUUUGGACCACACACGGGUUGCCCAAAUGGAGCGGCCAUCCACUCCACCGCGGCCACCGCAGCCAAGAGCGACUGCUCCAGCUCGUCCACGAUCCCCGCCAACUCCCGAAGUCACUCGCCGUAUAGAGGAAUCCCGCUUGCACGCAAAAGCCAUCCGAGACCAGCGCGAAGCAGAACAGCGCGCGGCCGGUGUCCCUUCACAACCACGGACUGCCUCCGGCUUUGUCGCAACCGACGACAUCGAACUCGCCGGACCGGCCGGGAAAAAACGACCUUACGAAUCCAUCACGCGAUCCCAGGUGCCCGCCACGAACCGCGAUGCACGAACGGCACCGAACAAGACCGGGGCCGCUCCUGCGGAUGGCGCCUUGCCCCCCAUGUCGCACAAGUUCACCAAAUACGUCGACUACAACUUCAGCACCAUGACAGACACCAAGGGCGGGUUCUUGAGCACCGAAGAUGAUCCGUGGAACAAGAGCAUGUCUGCUGGGGCGAGCAGCCAGCCUGGCCAGCCCGAGGCCGAGCAGAAGCCAGCACAUAUGACGGCAGCUGAGUGGGAGCGGAUGCAGCUGAUAAAGAAGUUGCAGCGGAACAAGGCCGGCCCUUUCGAGCCUGGGAUCAGCGUCUUGGCAGACGAGAAGACGAGGAAACGAUGCAGGGAGUGCCGCAGCGUCGAGAUUGACUUCGUGUGGGAGGAGGUCUUUGGCUGUGCCGUGUGCAACACCUGCAAAGAGAAGUAUCCCGAGAAAUACAGCUUGCUCACCAAGACGGAGUGCAGGGAGGACUAUCUAUUGACAGACCCCGAGCUCAAGGACCCCGAACUACUCCCGCACUUGUCCAAGCCAAACCCACACAAAUCACACUGGCACGACAUGAUGCUCUUUCUACGAUACCAAGUGGAAGAAUACGCCCUUACACAUAAGUGGGGUUCGGUAGAGGCACUGGACGCCGAGUUCGAGAAGCGCGAGGGGGACAAGAAGAGACGGAAAGAGGUAAAAUUCAAGGAGAAGCUGCUCGAGUUGAAGCGCAAAACAAGAACCGAGGCCUUCCGGCGUAAUACCGGCAAGGCAGGCGGCGGCGGCAUAGUCGGAGGAAAAGGUGGUGCCACAAAGUUCGGGGACACAGUCGGCGGCAGCGGGAAACAUGUCCACGAAUGGGGCCGGACGGUGGAGAACGAGGAGGGAAUGACGGUCAAAACAUGCUUAACCUGUAAAAUGCAAGUUGAGGAGCUUGAGUUCUGACAACAACACCACAUAGUUACACGAUGCCUGUAUAUAUCUCUUGACGUCCAUAGCAAGGGAAGUCUCACAGAAUACUCGGUACCAUAUGUCUUCUUCAACAUUAUUGCCUUGGUUCAACAACAGAGUGCUUGUGGUGUCGAUCUGCCGUGAUUGGCCGGGAGAGCUCGUGCAUGGUAACCUGUCCCUGCUCACGUUCUGCGUUUGCAUGCGCGAGUCUCGUUGUGAGAAUCAGUAACAAAUGUAGGCAAGCGCAGGGGUGCGUCCGUCGACAUAGCCAACGUGCAGCUGUGAUAGAAGGCCUAAUCUGAUUGAUGCCAAUCGCCUGAGGCGAUGCUUAGCGGCCCCCAGUGUCUCUCUGCGCUUCUCCUAGAAACUGACCAAAGCUG